Heterobasidion irregulare TC 32-1 is the source of this 1459-nucleotide messenger RNA. RefSeq lists its product as uncharacterized. The transcript is spliced from 3 exons. Lineage: Eukaryota; Fungi; Basidiomycota; Agaricomycetes; Russulales; Bondarzewiaceae. The record is from RefSeq and is a predicted model, not a curated record. The coding region runs from base 316 to 1167 and encodes 283 amino acids.
GACGAACAUGUCCGCUUAGAAGUGAAAUUAAGUACAUGAACGGGCUUGCUACGCCGCUGCCGCUAGAUGAUCACUCACACAGUGCCUCGAGUACACAGGGAAAGAGGAGAUAACGCAUUGCAUCUCUUCAUCAUCUCGGCUGAGCGGUCGCAGGACGGCUUCAACAUGCAGCACAUGCACUGCUUCCUGCAUCUUCAGACUCAGAGUCCACAAUAUAAAAACCCUCACGACGGAAUCGAGGUUGAACCACCAUCUGCCUUACUUUCGCUCUUCAGCCAAAGUCAUAACUGCGUUCUCAUUCCCUAAGUCCUCGUCAUGCAGAACUUCAUCUCCCUGGCACUUGCCUUCUCUGCGUUUUCGAGUGGAGGUGCGUCUGCUCCCAACCUUGCACAUCGUCAAAUCUUCUCGUCAUUUGAAGCGACUGCGCCGGCGACCACUGAGCUCUUCCCCACCGUGAGCUCCGGCAUCUCUUUGGGUGCGCCGAUGACGAGCCCCAUCGCGCCUGUCGGGAUCACGUCUGCCUCCGUGGUGACGAUCCAAUCCUCCGCUGGACCCAUCGAAAGCUCUGCCACGGCCGUGACAUUCAGCUCCGUCGCCACCAUCGAGAGCUCGGCCUCGGCCUCGGUCGUGUCGGCUAGCACCUCCGCCCAUGGCGUGACCCUCACCUCCGCAGCCACCAGCGCUUCGCCUAUCGAGAGCUCCUCGGUAGUCACAGUCGCCACCUCUUCCCCGGGCGUAACGUUUACUUCCGUCGCGAGCGGGCCCACCUCAUGCGUCGCAUACACCACCAUAACGGUAGUCGUGACCUCAACCACGGCAGUGACAAUCACCGCUUCCGCUCCGAGUGCAACGUUCACCACUGUGCCCGUGGCGAGCUCGUCCUCGGCAGUCACAAGCGGCUCCUCCUCUCGACGGGUAACGCGUACCACCGUCACCUCCGUCGAGAGCUCCUCCGCGGGCACCACGUCCCCCACCAGCGCACCCACCGAGAGCUCUUCGGCCUCGGCCGUCACGAUCAGGUCCUCCGCCCCCGGCGUGACAUUCACCUCCGUCGUGACCGUCGAGAGCGCGUCCACUGCCCAUAUCCACAGCGGAACGACCAAGGCGAUCACCAGCCCCAUCGAAAGCUCCGAUGCCCCCGUUUUCACCUCGACCUUGGCGUACUAAAGGGGUGGCGUGACCCGAGCUUUCUUGAGCGGGGGGUGUUAGUGGACGCACGGACUGAGACGCUGAGUAAUAUUUGGAGAGUUUCUUGGUGAGCUAGGCAUAUGUCGUAGUAGCAGCGGGAGCGGUGCAACGUGAUUCGGUACUAAAACGGACAGCAUGUCGGAGCGAUUGAAGGGCUUCACGAUGGCAGACAUGACAAAGUUGUAUAUAUUAGCGCGCAUGUAUUCACGCGUUGGGCAGUCCAGUGUGCCUGGCUGGCCCUGCACUAGGACGAAAAUCCGUAUUCGCCGUC